CAAUCCUGAGAUCAACUGUUCAGUGUAUAAGGAGUAGCAGUUCUCCUCGGGUUUAGUAUCACAGUCCAGGGAAACUAAUCUGCAGAAGUGACCUGUUCAUCACAAUGACGCUGACUGCUCUGAUUCUCCUCUGGGCACUAUCCAGCACAGCUGGAGCACUUCAGUGCCAAACCUGCACAAAUCAGACGUGUUCAAGCACAGUAACAGUGAACUGUUCUUCAGAGACCAUGUGUGUCACAGCUACUAUUUUAGCUAAAUCCUCUGGAACUACAGCAACACAAAUCUACAAGGCGUGUGCAUCUUCCUCUCUGUGUCCAGCUACGGGCAAUCAGACAUUUUCAGUUGACCUGGGUGUUGAAAGUGUUCUUGCAUCUGCCAUGUGCUGCAACACGGAUAACUGCAACUCACAAAAUCUGCCUGCUCCUACUCCUCAGUCAAGUAACGGCCUACAAUGUAACGCUUGUGCCACCUCUAAGUGCAACACUCCAUUACACUGUCAGGGAGUGGAGGACCAAUGCUUUCAAUCAAUGAUGAGGGACGGCACCAACAGUUUCCCAGCUUACGGCUGUGCAUCUGCAAACCUGUGUGCAGCUGCUUCAAGCCUGGGUUCUCUACCUUUCAUGCAGAUGGCUGGUACCAUAACAAGUGGACCAAACUGUACUUCACGCACAACCACUGCUGCACCAACCACAACAACAAAAGCUGCUUCAACCACAACUACAGCUGCACCAACAACAACUACUGCUGCACCAACAACAACUACUCCAACUACGACCACUGUUGCCCCAACCACUACAACAACUGCACCAACCACAACAACUGCUGCACCAACCACAACAAUAGUCGUAGAUACCAGAACAACUUCUGCACCAACAUUGACAACAGCUGGAGCACUUCAGUGCCAAACCUGCACAAAUCAGACGUGUUCAAGCACAGUAACAGUGAACUGUUCUUCAGAGACCAUGUGUGUUACAGCUACUAUUUUAGCUACCUCAUCUGGAACUACAGCAACACAAUUCUACAAGGCGUGUGCAUCUUCCUCUCUGUGUCCAGCUACGGGCAAUCAGACAUUUUCAGUUAACCUGGGUGUUCAAAGUGUUCUUGCAUCUGCCACGUGCUGCAACACGGAUAACUGCAACUCACAAAAUCUGCCUGCUCCUACUCCUCAGUCAAGUAACGGCCUACUAUGUAACACUUGUGUCGCCUCUCAGUGCAACACUACAUUACAGUGUCAGGGAGUGGAGGACCAAUGCUUUCAAUCAAUGAUGAGGGACGGCACCAACAGUUUCCCAGCUUACGGCUGUGCAUCUGCAAACCUGUGUGCAGCUGCUUCAAGCCUGGGUUCUCUACCUUUCAUGCAGAUGGCUGGUACCAUAACAAGUGGACCAAACUGUACUUCACGCACAACCACUGCUGCACCAACCACAACAACAAAAGCUGCUUCAACCACAACUACAGCUGCACCAACAACAACUACUGCUGCACCAACAACAACUACUCCAACUACGACCACUGUUGCCCCAAACACUACAACAACUGCACCAACCACAACAACUGCUGCACCAACCACAACAAUAGUCGUAGAUACCAGAACAACUUCUGCACCAACAUCGACAACAGCUGGAGCACUUCAGUGCCAAACCUGCACAAAUCAGACGUGUUCAAGCACAGUAACAGUGAACUGUUCUUCAGAGACCAUGUGUGUUACAGCUACUAUUUUAGCUACCUCAUCUGGAACUACAGCAACACAAUUCUACAAGGCGUGUGCAUCUUCCUCUCUGUGUCCAGCUACGGGCAAUCAGACAUUUUCAGUUAACCUGGGUGUUCAAAGUGUUCUUGCAUCUGCCACGUGCUGCAACACGGAUAACUGCAACUCACAAAAUCUGCCUGCUCCUACUCCUCAGUCAAGUAACGGCCUACUAUGUAACACUUGUGUCGCCUCUCAGUGCAACACUACAUUACAGUGUCAGGGAGUGGAGGACCAAUGCUUUCAAUCAAUGAUGAGGGACGGCACCAACAGUUUCCCAGCUUACGGCUGUGCAUCUGCAAACCUGUGUGCAGCUGCUUCAAGCCUGGGUUCUCUACCUUUCAUGCAGAUGGCUGGUACCAUAACAAGUGGACCAAACUGUACUUCACGCACAACCACUGCUGCACCAACCACAACAACAAAAGCUGCUUCAACCACAACUACAGCUGCACCAACAACAACUACUGCUGCACCAACAACAACUACUCCAACUACGACCACUGUUGCCCCAAACACUACAACAACUGCACCAACCACAACAACUGCUGCACCUACCACAACAAUAGUCGUAGAUACCAGAACAACUUCUGCACCAACAUCGACAACAGCUGGAGCACUUCAGUGCCAAACCUGCACAAAUCAGACGUGUUCAAGCACAGUAACAGUGAACUGUUCUUCAGAGACCAUGUGUGUUACAGCUACUAUUUUAGCUACCUCAUCUGGAACUACAGCAACACAAUUCUACAAGGCGUGUGCAUCUUCCUCUCUGUGUCCAGCUACGGGCAAUCAGACAUUUUCAGUUAACCUGGGUGUUCAAAGUGUUCUUGCAUCUGCCACGUGCUGCAACACGGAUAACUGCAACUCACAAAAUCUGCCUGCUCCUACUCCUCAGUCAAGUAACGGCCUACUAUGUAACACUUGUGUCGCCUCUCAGUGCAACACUACAUUACAGUGUCAGGGAGUGGAGGACCAAUGCUUUCAAUCAACGAUGACGAACGGCACCAACAGUUUCCCAGCUUACGGCUGUGCAUCUGCAAACCUGUGUGCAGCUGCUUCAAGCCUGGGUUCUCUACCUUUCAUGCAGAUGGUUGGUACCAUAACAAGUGGACCAAACUGUACUUCAUGCACAACCACUGCUGCACCAACCACAACAACAGCUGCUCCAACCACAACAAAAGCUGCUUCAACCACAACUACUGCUGCACCAACAACAACUACUCCAACUACGACCAUUGCUGCCCCAACCACUACAACAACUGCUAAAACCGCUACAACAGCUGCUCUAACCACAACAACUGCUGCACCAACCACAACAAUAGUCGUAGAUACCAGAACAACUUCUGCACCAACAUCGACAACAGCUGGAGCACUUCAGUGCCAAAACUGCACAGAUGAGACGUGUUCAAGCACAGUAACAGUGAACUGUUCUUCAGAGACCAUGUGUGUUACAGCUACUAUUUUAGCUACCUCAUCUGGAACUACAGCAACACAAUUCUACAAGGCGUGUGCAUCUUCCUCUCUGUGUCCAGCUACGGGCAAUCAGACAUUUUCAGUUAACCUGGGUGUUCAAAGUGUUCUUGCCUCUGCCACGUGCUGCAACACGGAUAACUGCAACUCACAAAAUCUGACUGCUCCUACUCGUCAGUCAAGUAACGGCCUACUAUGUAACGUUUGUGUCGCCUCUCAGUGCAACACUACAUUACAGUGUCAGGGAGUGGAGGACCAAUGCUUUCAAUCAACGAUGACGAACGGCACCAACAGUUUCCCAGCUUACGGCUGUGCAUCUGCAAACCUGUGUGCAGCUGCUUCAAGCCUGGGUUCUCUACCUUUCAUGCAGAUGGUUGGUACCAUAACAAGUGGACCAAACUGUACUUCAUGCACAACCACUGCUGCACCAACCACAACAACAGCUGCUCCAACCACAACAAAAGCUGCUUCAACCACAACUACUGCUGCACCAACAACAACUACUCCAACUACGACCAUUGCUGCCCCAACCACUACAACAACUGCUAAAACCACUACAACAGCUGCUCUAACCACAACAACUGCUGCACCAACCACAAUAAUAGUCGUAGAUACCAGAACAACUUCUGCACCAACAUCGACAACAGCUGGAGCACUUCAGUGCCAAAACUGCACAGAUGAGACGUGUUCAAGCACAGUAACAGUGAACUGUUCUUCAGAGACCAUGUGUGUUACAGCUACUAUUUUAGCUACCUCAUCUGGAACUACAGCAACACAAAUCUACAAGGCGUGUGCAUCUUCCUCUCUGUGUCCAGCUACGGGCAAUCAGACAUUUUCAGUUAACCUGGGUGUUCAAAGUGUUCUUGCCUCUGCCACGUGCUGCAACACGGAUAACUGCAACUCACAAAAUCUGACUGCUCCUACUCGUCAGUCAAGUAACGGCCUACUAUGUAACGUUUGUGUCGCCUCUCAGUGCAACACUACAUUACAGUGUCAGGGAGUGGAGGACCAAUGCUUUCAAUCAACGAUGACGAACGGCACCAACAGUUUCCCAGCUUACGGCUGUGCAUCUGCAAACCUGUGUGCAGCUGCUUCAAGCCUGGGUUCUCUACCUUUCAUGCAGAUGGCUGGUACCAUAACAAGUGGACCAAACUGUACUUCAUGCACAACCACUGCUGCACCAACCACAACAACAGCUGCUCCAACCACAACAAAAGCUGCUUCAACCACAACUACUGCUGCACCAACAACAACUACUCCAACUACGACCAUUGCUGCCCCAACCACUACAACAACUGCUAAAACCACUACAACAGCUGCUCUAACCACAACAACUGCUGCACCAACCACAACAAUAGUCGUAGAUACCAGAACAACUUCUGCACCAACAUCGACAACAGCUGGAGCACUUCAGUGCCAAAACUGCACAGAUGAGACGUGUUCAAGCACAGUAACAGUGAACUGUUCUUCAGAGACCAUGUGUGUUACAGCUACUAUUUUAGCUACCUCAUCUGGAACUACAGCAACACAAAUCUACAAGGCGUGUGCAUCUUCCUCUCUGUGUCCAGCUACGGGCAAUCAGACAUUUUCAGUUAACCUGGGUGUUCAAAGUGUUCUUGCCUCUGCCACGUGCUGCAACACGGAUAACUGCAACUCACAAAAUCUGCCUGGUAACUACAAAUCUAUAAGUGUUUUAUUAAAGAAACACUCCUACUAA
Oreochromis aureus is the source of this 4931-nucleotide messenger RNA. Its product is annotated as mucin-5AC-like. The coding region runs from base 105 to 4931 and encodes 1608 amino acids. Lineage: Eukaryota; Metazoa; Chordata; Actinopteri; Cichliformes; Cichlidae. The transcript is spliced from 22 exons. The record is from RefSeq and is a predicted model, not a curated record.